UGGUGAUUUAAGGAAACCAGGCAUUAUCAUUCACAUUUCUUCCCAAGAGUCAAGGCCUACCCAGUCUACAUACCUAAGACAUCAACACAGGUCAAAUAGACAACCAUGCAUUCGACCAUCACCCUCACAGCACUGGCAAUGCUCGCCAGCAGCGCCUUGGCAGAGACCGUUCACGGCGUUGUCGUCUACAGCCGGCAUGGCGACCGCACUACCAAGCACUACGGCUCUCAGAUGCUGACCGACCUGGGCGCACAGCAAAACUUCCAGGUCGGCAGCGCCUACCGCAGCCGGUACCUGACCUCCAGCUCCCCGCAGCACAUUGCUGGCAUCUCCCCGGACAAGUACGUCCCGGGCCAGAUCUACGCCAGCGCCCCCGACCAGAGCAUUCUGCUCAACACGGCAACGGCCUUCCUGCAGGGUCUGUACCCGCCUCUGGUCGGGCGCGUCGACGACUCGGUGGCCAGCACGACGCUCAACAACGGCAGCAAGAGCCUGUCCCCGCUCGGCGGCUACCAGUACGUCCUGCUGCACGGCAAGAGCGUCGACUCGCCCGACGCCGUGUGGAUCAAGGGCGACAACGGCUGCCCGACCAACGCCGCGGCCGCCAAGUCCUUCUUCCAGAGCGAGCAGUUUGCCCAGACGGACCGGGCGACCAGGGACUUUUACGGGAGAUUGUACGACGUCCUGGCGGGCGACGUCUACGACCUGAAGCGCGAGGACAUGACGUACCGCAACGCGUACGACAUCUACGACCUGAUCAACGUGGCGCGCAUCCACAACGGCUCGUCGCCGGCCCGCAACGUCUCGGUCCAGGACCUGCAGCAGCUCCGCACGCUGGCCGACUCGGCCGAGUUCGGCUACAACUUCAACGCGUCGCAGCCCGCCCGCAACAUCCACGGCCGCACCCUUGCCGCGGGCCUGCUGCGCCAGCUCAACCAGACCGUGGCCACCAAGGCCGCGCUCAAGUUUUCGCUGCUGGCGGGCAGCUACGACACGUUUCAGUCCUUCUUUGGCGCCGCGGGCCUCACCAGCCUGUCGGACGACUUCUUCGGUCUGCCGGACUACGCCUCCACCAUGGCGUUUGAGCUGUUCAGCAACGACGACGACGACGACGACGCUGCCUUCCCGGCGGAGGAUUCGCUGCGCGUGCGCUUCCUCUUCCGCAACGGCACCGACGGCGCCUUUGAAGCCUUCCCGCUGUUCGGGUCCGGCGAGGAGUCGCUGCCUUGGGCGCGGUUCUCGCGCGAGAUGGAGGGUAGGUCAAUUGUCACGACGGCAGAGUGGUGCGGGGUGUGCGAGAGCAAGAUGGCGUUUUGCGCCGCGUUCAACGGCGACGGUGGGAGUGUUGCCGCCUCGCAGGGCGGCGGCGGCGGCUGGUCGGGCAUGUCCAACGCCGUGGCCGGCGUCGUCGGGGCGUUGGUUGCGCUCGCCGCCGCGGGCUUGGUUGGCGGCGUGGCUUUUAUGGUCUCGAGGAGGCGCAGGUCCAAGACGGUUGUUACCGAGGUGCGCAGUGACAAGCUGAGCGACAAAGGGUCGGUGGUGUGAAGUGACUAUAGUAGCGAAAGAGACGCACCUUGGAUGAGAAAAAGAUAGUAUUGGUUCCUUUUAAAGUUGAAAAUGGUAUUGAAAAGUUGUCGUAAUAACACUAGAUAUUACCACAAGGAUUAUACAAAGGAGAAUGUCAUCAAUGUCCCCAGUCUAGUUUCAUUCUAUUCUAACAGAUUCUGUUUUCUUGUUCUUGUUUUUCGUUUCUUUUCUUUCCUUUAUUCUCUGCCCCCUUUGUCAUACAACACUUUCACACCAUCCUCUCCGCAUUGCUCAACUUGGUGGCACUCGCCCCAGGCGGCGGCGGGGUCGGGCUACCCACGAUGGGCCUCUCCUCACCCUCUCCUCCGUCCCGCUCCUGUAUCGUCUCCCGCCUCGACCAGAACCUGCGCGACGGGUGCUGGCCGAGGCUGUGGAGGCUGCCGAGCGUGGCGGUGCGCUCGAUGCCCGGCGACGAGGGCGAGUGCGUCGGCGGCUGGAUCGUGUGCUCCGCCGCCCGGAUGCUCUGCAGGCGUGCGAGCUGGGCGCUGGUGUCGUGGCGUCGGCUCCCGUAGACGUCCUGGAACAUGUCCGGGCCGUGGUCUAUCACCACGGAUGGCCCGCGGCGGCGCCGGACAGAGGUCGUCGACGAGUUCGCCCCAGACGCCACGGCCGUCGAUGAUUGUUGUUGUUGUUGUUGUUGGGAUUGUUGGUGCUGCUCUCGCAGCUGCUGCUGACGUUCUUGGUCUGACGCGUGGAUGCUCAGGGACGGGAACGGGACGACGGGGCUGGUGGAUGUCCCAUCCUGGCUCGGCUGACUCUGCGGCUGCUCCGGCCUCGGCGUGACGUAAGUGGUGGCCGGCUCAAACGCUGGCGGUGGGACGCUGGUCCAGUAGAAGGGGAGAUCCUUGGUACCACCGGGCUGCUGCUUCCUCGGGCCUUCAAUACCCAGCAGGGCCAUCUGGCGCAUCAACUCGCCGGCGAAGCGGUUGUGGCGCUGCAGACGAAGCAGCUCGUUCUGGAAGCUGGACUUGUGGAAGAAGACGAAGCUUAGCGUGACCGAAUACACCUCGUCGAUGGUGCUGACCUCGGUGAUGAUGCGGGGGCCGUAGUCGCGCUUGUUCUCCAGGACAAAGUCGGUCAUGCGGUCGCGCAGCUCCUCGAUGACCUCGUUUGUCGUACCGAAUCGGACCUUGAGCACGAUCGGGUCUGCGAGGCCGUUGGAUCGUCGCUGGUUCAGGAUGAAGAGGUUGUUGAGCAGAGAGUUGGGCGCCUGCACAACGUGGCCCUGCAUCUUCUUGAACUCGGUGUAUAGCAGCGAGAUCUCCUGAACGUAGUAGUCGUCACCUGUCAUCAUAUCACCGGUGUUGCCAUAUACGCGCACACGGUCUCCAACGUCGAAUGGGUGCUUGACAAAGACGAAGAUGAUGGACUGGAGAAACUCCUGCGCCGUCGCCUGCAGCAUCCACGCCAGACCCAAGAUCGUAGUGCCCGCCGAUCCAAGAGCAGCCGCAGCGGAGCCCGAGAUGAUGGAGACAAAGACAAUGACGGCGAUGACCAGGACGAUGAACAUAAAGACCUUGUCGAGCUUCUUGAUGACCGAGUCUAAAUCCUUGAGAGACGCAGCGAUGGCCUUCUUCUCGAGAUGAAUCUCGUUACAGACCAGCUCCAGCUCCUGCAUCGACACGUCACCGUUGAGGUCCUUGUCAAAGACGCUCAGACACGCCUCGGCGUCUUCGCUGUUAUCAAAGACCUUUUGGAAGUCCUCAAGCGUCAAGGUCUCGUUUCCAGGCGUGACAAAAGUGCGGAAGAUCAGUCUGCCCAGAGUGAAGCUGGUAGGAGUGGAACGCAACAGCUCGGCCACCACCUUCUGCGGGUGGUUCUCGCCCAGGAUCUUGCGACCGGUGAAGUCACCAGCGACCCUGUUGGCGACGUUUCCGACGCGGGUGAAGGCGUCUCGGGCGUUCCUCUGCAGCGCCUGCAUGGGUGUCCUCGCUCCGGCCGUAGGGCUCUGGCCGUUGGGGCUCCACUCUUCCUCCUGCUCGAUCAUGGUUCGCGAGUAUGUGUAAAGCGAGACGAGGUAUUGUAUAUCUCGCUUGUUGGCCUCGAUCCGGUAGGCAUACGUGCGGCGGUGGAACGAGUUGGCGAUCCACUGGAUCAAGAUCUUGACGAUAAAGUUGAGCGCGGCGAGUACGAAUAGCGCAAUGAUGACCUUGAAAACGACGUCGAUCCAGGCGACAUCAGGCUUAUCGUCCAGCCUGCCCAUGUUUAGAGUCGGCCAAUACGAGACGAGUACAGACAGCAUCCAUACAAACAGUGCCGUGUGCAGCUCGAGGCCUCUGCCGACGUCUAACCACUUCUUGUGAUUGUUGGAACCGACCAUCUUGGCACACCACUUGAACAGAUAUGGCAUGAUGGCACAUAUGAACCGCGAAGCCCAAAGUGUGCCCCAGAGAAUCUGGAGCCAGAUGCCAAACCAGUAGAGCUGGACGCCUCCGUUACCUCCUACAAGAGGUUGUUGAUUAUCCAAGGCAAGUUUAUCGACGAGGAUGGGAGCCAUGAGAAUUGCGGCCACGGGCAUCCAGUAGACGAGGUAGCGGAUGACUCGGGGGAACUUUUUGAUCUUGAUCCAAGCCUUGUUGGCCAGCGUCGGUGGCUCCUGGUUCGGAGCCGGACCGGCAUGUUGUUCUUUUUCGUCUACCUGCUCGUUGAAUGCAUCUUCUGGGAUUGGUGAUGGUGCUCGCCGCCGGUGAUCUCUCGAAGUCCUUGAGUGGGACUCUUGCUCAUGGGUAGUGACGAGCCUCUCUGCCCGAAGAAGUUCGAGAUCAUCUGUCAACCGACUCGUGUAUUCCCUUGAUUCAUCCUCGUGAAGUGUAGCCUGGUCAGGAGCCAGGCGGUCCGGGUCCAUCACCUUUUCAUUGAAGGUGUUUUGUCUAUCUGGUGUGGUCAUGUUUGCCAACUGUCGGUGGGAUAACCCAUCCGGUUCAAGUCGUCUGAGUAAUUUGUGAGGAACAAAUCAAAUUCAGACCAAACGCGAUGAGGGUCGCAACAAACGCGUUGUAUCCCAGACGGUCGGAAAUUUUAUGGAGAGCCGAGAAUAUGGAGCAGCUGCCAGGUGAUUUUUCUAGGCGCCCGUCGUGCUGGGCGUAAGCAGAUCCAGGCAGUUUGCUCAGUAAUACCCUUUUAGUCGUCGAAAAUGGCGACGUCGACAAUAAGAGGCCAGAGAGGUUGACAGGAGCUGAUACCCCGUUUCGUUGAGUUAUAGAAUAAAAGGGUGACAAAGAAACCGAAAUUCUAGACCCCUCGAUCAAUCAAAUACUAAAAAGACCAAAAGUCAUCUGGAAACAAAUUGCAAAGUAGUGCAAGCCAAACCUUGCAGGGACUGACGGAUCUUGACAACAAAACGAGUGACAGUUCUGAUCAGCGAUCAGAAGGGAUCAAGCCGGAUAAGUCGGGUAAUAAAAAAAAGAAAGGAUCAGAACAGUCGAGACAAACGCCAACUGGUAACUUUACCAGAACGAGCAAUGUAAAAUGGAGAAAAAAAAGAGGUACGUGUAAACCCUUUAUCAGCUUGGAUGCAGAUCCUUUCCAAGUACUCAGUCUCCAAUACCGUGU
This is a messenger RNA of Pyricularia grisea, 5139 nucleotides long. RefSeq lists its product as uncharacterized. The transcript has 2 exons. Gene Ontology annotation, biological process: dephosphorylation. Lineage: Eukaryota; Fungi; Ascomycota; Sordariomycetes; Magnaporthales; Pyriculariaceae. Gene Ontology annotation, molecular function: phosphatase activity. Bases 106 to 1545 code for a protein of 479 amino acids. The record is from RefSeq and is a predicted model, not a curated record.